Molecule: messenger RNA, 784 nt
Organism: Pelecanus crispus (Dalmatian pelican)
Lineage: Eukaryota; Metazoa; Chordata; Aves; Pelecaniformes; Pelecanidae
Source: RefSeq, a predicted model, not a curated record
AUGGUUGAGGAGGAAGCUAAGAGCUUACCUAUGGAGCUGGGCGAGAAAGGAGGUGUGGAGAACAAUGGAUUUGUUCAAAAUGAGGCUUUUGAUGACAAGGAGAGCGAUACCAGUAGCCAAGAAGAAAUGCCAAAAACACACAUUGUUGACAUGGACCCAGUGGCUACAGAGGAGCUGGCGCUGAAGCCCUAUGCGGGGAUGCCAAAGGAAGUCUUGCUGAAGUUCUCCAGCCAAGCCCGGUACAGAGUCACCAGGGAGAUUCUCUUCUGGCUCAUAAUUGCCGCUUCUGUCAUGCUUGUGUGCGCUACGAUUGCAAUUAUUGCUCUCUCUCCAAAGUGCCUUGACUGGUGGCAGGCUAGUCCUAUUUAUCAGAUCUAUCCUCGUUCCUUCAAGGACAGCAACAUGGAUGGGAAUGGGGAUCUGAAAGGUAUCCAAGAAAAACUGGACCAUAUCAUGUAUUUGAAUAUAAAAACCAUCUGGAUCACCUCUUUCUAUAAGUCCCCCUUAAAAGACCUUGGAUAUGGAGCUGAAGACUUCUAUGAUAUUGAUCCCAUGUUUGGAUCAAUGAGCGAUUUUGAGAAUCUGGUUGCAGCCAUACACGAUAGAGGGUUAAAGGUGAUAAUGGAUUUAAUACCAAACCACACAAGUGACAAACACCGAUGGUUUCAGCUGAGUCGCAAUCGGACCGGGAAGUACACGGACUACUACAUCUGGCAGGACUGCACGCAGGCUGCCGGUUUGGUCACUCCUCCAAACAACUGGGUAAACAUGGGAAGGGACACAU